Molecule: messenger RNA, 4299 nt
Organism: Castor canadensis (American beaver)
Lineage: Eukaryota; Metazoa; Chordata; Mammalia; Rodentia; Castoridae
Source: RefSeq, a predicted model, not a curated record
GUAGCGGCCGCCGCCAGCUAGAGCCACGGAGUCCCCGCCCCGCCACUUCCGGUCCCGCCACCGGGAGCCGGUGCGGCUGUGAGGGCCGCGUCUCGCUGCCGCCGCCGGCCGGGCAUGGUGUUGGGUGCCGGCCCGCCUCGCCUGUCUCGGGGUGCCCAGAGUAAAGGUGGCAGUAAUGCUAACGUUGGCAAGCAAACUGAAGCGAGAUGACGGUCUCAAAGGGUCCCGGACGUCAACCACCACGUCUGACUCCACUCGGAGAGUUUCUGUGAGAGACAAGUUGCUUAUUAAAGAGGUUGCGGAACUCGAGGCUAAUUUACCUUGUACAUGUAAAGUGCACUUUCCUGAUCCAAACAAGCUUCACUGCUUUCAGCUAACCGUAACCCCAGAUGAGGGCUACUACCAGGGUGGAAAAUUUCAGUUUGAAACCGAAGUUCCUGAUGCAUACAACAUGGUGCCUCCCAAAGUGAAAUGCUUGACCAGGAUCUGGCACCCCAACAUCACAGAGACAGGGGAAAUAUGUUUAAGUUUACUGAGAGAACAUUCUAUUGAUGGCACUGGCUGGGCUCCCACCAGAACGUUAAAGGAUGUUGUUUGGGGAUUAAACUCUUUAUUUACUGAUCUUUUGAAUUUUGAUGAUCCACUGAAUAUUGAAGCUGCAGAACAUCAUUUGCGAGACAAGGAGGACUUCCGGAAUAAAGUGGAUGACUACAUCAAGCGUUAUGCUAGAUGAUAAGAGGAGACAGUUGCAGGCCAUGGACUGUGUGUCACAGUUUGUCUCUAAUGUGAAACAGCACGAGGUAGCCCUGCUCCCCAUCCUCACGCUCCCUCAACCCCAUGGGAUUGUCCCAGUCAUGUGACCAUGUUGUCCUGAAGAAGACCAUCCUUCUGACUGCCCACUGUAGAUGGCGAAUGCAACACAAAUACAGCAAGAAAGUGUUUGGGCCUCUAAAGAGUUGUCUGCUUCCCUUACCAUGUUUACUCUCUUGAAACUAUGCUGUCUAGGCUGCCGGUGAAAUCCCUCAGAAGUUGUAAUGAACUCCACAUUGAGGCUAGCGCUUGCUUCCCCUUCCCCCAGCAAAUCGGUGUCCUGCACAAGUGAUGUAAUGACGCGUUCGGUGUAACUCGCAGAUUGGCAAUAAGAAACCCGCUACAAACUGUGAUUGGAUGCACAUUCUCUUAGCUUCUUCCACGAAUGUUGGCCCUGCCUAGAUGUGAAGCUUCCCAGAAUGCAUUGUCAUUCACUGUAGAUCUUACUGAAAUGCGUAUUUUAUUUAAUGUAAGUAUAUUUUGGAACAGAUUUGUAAUUUGUACAAUUUAAUGCUUUAAUUAUUUUUUUCUAUUCUCAUUUAGUUCGUAUUUUCAUUGUAUAGAGCAGACACAAAGAUGUUGGGUCAAGCAACUAUUGAAGAGAAAUACAAAGAAACUAUGAAAGACGUAUUACUCAUUCUCUCCAAAUGCAGCGGGAAUCUGGCUCCUAAACACCAGCUCUUGCUUUCAUGUCCAGAUGUGGCACGGAGCCCUUGGAAGCUAAAUCUGGAUGAUAAAAAUAAACAAAAAGGCAGGGAGCCCUUUCUCACAUGCUUCCCAGAGGAAGCAGGCUGGGGCUCAGACCAGCCAGGGUUGGUGGUUCUGCAGUGGUCAUGUGAGUGUGGACCAGAAGCUGCUUAUCAGAGCCACAUCCUCACUGUCCUGCAAGACAGGAAAUGCCUUGGAAAUCUGCCCAAACAGUGUCUAAUGCCACUGAGACUGUGCUGUGGUCCUCUCCUGAGUUGGUGGGGUUCCAUGCCCAGCCUUAGAGGAGCAGGAGUCAUCACUGGCAUAUUCGGUGCUUGGUCAGAUUAACUCACUUCAGAGGAAGAACCCUGAAGAGAGACAAAUGGAUUAUUCUAGCCUUCAGACAUUUGAACCAGUGAAAUCAAAUGCAAAAUAAAUGUUUAUCUGGUUUCAUUUGCUGCCUGCCUAACAUUCUCAGAUUAACUGCCAGCUUCCUUACAUCUCUGGAGCCUCUCCUGUCUAUCAUCCACUAAGCUUAGUUUGCUUUUCUUAAUUAAUAGAAUCUCUGGUUGAGAUCAUUCUGCCAUGGAGAUCCAGCAGGUGUGGAAUGCAGACCGUGCUUCCCAUUUGGCAUCAGGAGUUAUACCUUAGACUUGAGGGUGGCCCCACUGACAGGCCACACAUCUGGGUUUAUAGAGGUGAAAGGGUGGGGAGAGUCUGACAGUGACUGAUGGCAUCUUAGCAGCUCAGGUUCCCUGGGAGGCACAGUAAUCUCCACCUUCCAGGGCUUGGACAGUGACUUUCCUGUGCUUAUUGUCCAUAUCACCAGGAGCUUGCUAGCCAAGUUCUGAAACAGACUCUGCUAGGUGGUUGGGAGCCAGCAGCUGUGCAGCCAUAUGUCUGGUGCCCAUUCCUGGCACAUCCCACAGCAGCUGACAUGGCAGGACUGCCUCACGAAAGUGCCUUGUGGAAGAAAUGAAGCCAGUGCCCAUCUCUCAAUGAUGGAAGGCAAUGUGUCUUCUGAGAGUGGUGAUGUCAUCUAUGAAUUCUUACCUCAGGGUAUUGCACAGUAGGAAAAUGCAAUGUCAGAGAUGAAGUAAUCCUUUAAAAAGUGACAUUUCCAGAGAGCAGAGUCAUCCCAUUCUGUUGAGUGAAUUUUCUUCAAAGAUCACCCAGACUCUGCCCCUGGCAAUGAGCAGGUGUUGGGUGCUUAGCCAGCGAAGCCCCUGGAAUCUGACCUCCAUACCUCUUGGCUUCUUGGGGUCUUCUCACUCUCAGGCCAAAGCAGCACUUGUGGCUCUAGUACCUGCUAGUAGUUCUGAUAGUUCAAAUUGUUCUGAUUUGCCAGGGCUUGGGGAUCCCUGACUUCGUCAUGAAGACCAGACCUCUGGAUGGGAGACAGAUGAGAGGGGCAGGCCCUUGGGGAAGUGAAGUUCUUUGACAGCUUGGACAAACAGUCCUCCCAGCUUACACACUGUCCACUGUGUUAUCAUUUUUAACCUGUACUGUGAGUUACCAGAAUGGAUUUACUGAAAGAAUUGUUUAAAAAAAAAAAAGUUCCUAAAGAAUCCCCUAAUGGAGGCUUUUGGGACCGUGCAUUUGUUAAGAAUGUCUGUUUGAGUUGUAUAAAGAACUGAAAGAAAUCAAAAACUCAGCUUUGGGCUCAUUGGUUUUCAAAUUCACUGGGCCACAGUUCUUCCAGUAAGUCCACUGGUUUCAGCUUAUGUCAUGGCCAGUUGGAAACAGUGAUGCCUGCCCUCCUUGUGCUAGGAGACCUCCUGUGAACAGGGCCUCCAGACAGGCACCUCUUUUGGUCUACAUGGAGUGUUGGGCCCACGGUUGGCAUCUGGAGUGGUUAGUCCCUGCUGUGAUAACCAGGGGCAUGGGUGCCUGCAGGCCUCUGGAACGUCUCACAUCAGUACCCUGUCCUCACUGGGCUUGCUAGCAACUUAGGACUCCCAUGUGUUGUGUGAGGUUGGAAGAUUGUUUGAUCACAUACCAUUGUGUUGUCAGAUACCUCCUUUAAAAAACAUAUCCCACCAGCAAUGAUGAUGUGUCCUCUUUCUUUCCCUAACCACCUGAGGCUGAGGAGCCAUUGCUAGGUGUGCUAUGGAUCUAUACCUCACUCCCUAGUCCAGAGAGGCUCUGACCCUGAUCCCCUCACAUGGUGCUGCCAUUACAAACUCUGCCUGCUCUUCUAGGCAGAUGGGCAUGUUUUCCCUGGACUCCUGAAGCACCAGGGAGAGAGCUACACUGGUUUAGCAUACCCUGCCUCUUCCUGAAGCUAGUCAGCUCCUGAGGACAGGACCUACAAUCACAGUAGGUUGUAACAGUAUGACAAUUUAGUGUUGAGCAGAAGUAGAGAAGCUAGAGAGCAGUGUACCAUCCUCUCCAGGAGCCUCCCAGAAGCUCCUGGCCAGCCAGGCAGUAGUUGUGAGACUGUCACCACCCAUUGAGCUACCCAUCCUGUCAUCAGCUGACAAAGACCAGGUCUGCACAGAGCUCAGAGCCCGUAGAAAACACUGCAGAAGAGAAAUAUCCAGAAGACAGUGGAUAAACAUGACUGGAAAUGAACCAUAGGAUCAAAAAUACUUAGGGGAAAAGCCAGGUUUAGGAAGAUGCACUAAAUUGCACCUUUGACUCAGGCUGAAAACACCAAAGGUGAUCACAGGAUAAAGUGAAAAGGCAGUAGAACAAAAGUGUAAAAUGGAGCUGGAAGCAGAAACAAGCAGGAACAGACCCACAGUGAGGGCAGGGCUAGUGCUGAAAAAAAAAAAAAAAUCAGUGACGUAGACACAAAUU